AUGCCCCGUCGGAAAAAUCCGGAUACAAAUGGAUCAAGAUCCGUAGUUUUUCGACAAUCGGAGAUUGACCCACCUCGUUAUAGGGGUGUACGUAAACGGCCAUGGGGUCGAUUCUCUGCUGAGAUAAGGGAUCCGGUGAAAAAAGCUCGGAAAUGGCUGGGUACAUUUGAUACAGCGGAGGGUGCUGCACGAGCUUAUGAUACUGCUGCAAGGUCCUUUCAUGGAGCUAAAGCGAAAACUAAUUUCCCAAUAUUGCCCCCUUAUGGGGAGAAUCAAUUUGAAAAUCUUCAACAAUCAAGGCCGGCGUCGAGUAGUAUGAGUAGUACGGUGGAAUCAUCGAGUGAUGCGCGUGCAUUGUGUAAAAUUAUGCAACCGCGGAUUGAAAUUCCUCGCCGGAUUCCGAUGGGGGAAGGCCAUAGUGAUUGUGAUUCGUCGUCUUCUGUGGUGGAUGGUAAUUGCAUUGGCGGCGGCGAUGAUCAGACGUCGUCGUUUUGUAAAGAUCCUCUGCCGUUUGAUUUGAACUUUCCACCUCCAUCUGAUGAUUUUCAUAUCAUUGCCCCUUUGUGUUUCUAG
This is a messenger RNA of Solanum tuberosum (potato), 573 nucleotides long. Its product is annotated as ethylene-responsive transcription factor 7-like. Gene Ontology annotation, molecular function: DNA binding; DNA-binding transcription factor activity. Gene Ontology annotation, biological process: regulation of DNA-templated transcription. The record is from RefSeq and is marked provisional. Lineage: Eukaryota; Viridiplantae; Streptophyta; Magnoliopsida; Solanales; Solanaceae.